AUGUUUCGAAAUUGCACUCGAUUGAGCGCCAGAGCUCGCGAUUGUUUCUAUAUGAGCAGGAGAAGUCUUUCUCAAGGCUCGGGAGGCAGUUCCAGGUCUCCAUCGUUGUUUGCGUUGCUUGCAACCUGUGUUUUCAGCGCUUCGGCAGGCUACGCCGGACAUUACUAUACUAAAAGUCAAGAUUUUGCGUCAACAACUUCCCUGGACUCUUUGAAAUCACCAACAUAUGCUUCCAGCAAGUCUGUGGCCGAGGCAAUCGAUAAAAUCAGACAAAUUGUCGGACCAGACAGUAUUACCACUUCCCCGGGAGAAAUCGACUACCAUUCGAAAGAUCCAUCGAAUUUUGUUCGUCCUAAACCGGAUGAGCAUCCCAAUUGCGUUGUUUACCCGACUUCCGUCGAGCAGGUGUCUGAAAUACUCAAAAUAUGUCACGAAUACUCCGUGCCUGUGAUACCUUUCUCUGGUGGAACAUCUAUAGAGGGACAUUAUAUUCCGACCAGACAAGGUGUUUCGCUGGAUCUGGGAAGGAUGAACAAGAUUUUGAGACUGCACGAGGAGGAUCUCGAUGUUGUUGUGCAGCCUGGAGUUGAUUGGAUGGAAUUGAACGAGUACCUUAGUCCGUAUGGACUCAUGUUUGGGCCGGACCCGGGACCAGGAGCCAUGAUUGGCGGUAUUCUGGCUACAAAUGCGUCAGGAACUAAUGCUGUUAAGUACGGUGCUGCAAAGGAUAACGUUCUGUCGCUCACUGUCGUGUUGGCAGACGGUACAAUAGUCAAGACUAAAAAUCGUCCUCGAAAGUCCUCGAACGGCUACAAUUUGACCAAUCUGUUCAUUGGAUCCGAGGGCACGCUCGGUGUGAUUGUAGAAGCCACGCUGAAGCUUCAUUUCAAGCCGCAAAAUGAGGUUAUUGCAACCAUCAAUUUUAAAGAAAUUGGGAAUGCCACCAAAACGGUGACCGAUCUGUUUAGAAUGGGAAUCAGCUGCAAUGCGGUGGAGUUCAUGGACGACAAACAGAUGCGUGCAGUUUGUGAGAUGGGAGCUGGCUCAAGCGACGAUUGGGCUCCUGACCAUAUGCUCUUACUCAAGGUUGGUGCAACUAGUAAGGAGUCUCUUAAGGAGCUGGUGGCAUCGAUCAACAGCGUUGCCAAAAAGAACCAUGGAUUCAAUAUCGGUAUUGCUAGUGACGAAGAGGACAAAGAGCGGAUCUGGACUGUGCGGAAAACGUUGCUGUGGAACUCGUUGCAAUGGGCUAGGAAAGUCAAGCCAAAUGCCACCAUUCUUCCCACCGACGUCUGUGUUCCUGUUUCGAGACUUCCGGAGCUGAUUACACGGACUAUGACCAAACUAGAAGCGGCAGAUUUGCUGGCUACGGCAGCAGGACACGCGGGUGACGGUAAUCUACAUGUUCUAGUGAUCUUUGAUCCUGAGCAAAAAAAAGUGGCCCACGAGCUGAUAAACGAGAUGUCGAAACUGGCAAUCGAGCUAGAAGGUACCGUUUCCGGUGAACAUGGAAUUGGGGUCAGUGAUAAGCGGGAGCUCUUGGUUGAGGAGCUGGGUGUUGACACCAUUGAUUUGAUGAGAUCGAUCAAAUAUGCACUGGACAAAAAGGCCAUUUUAAAUCCUGACCAUAUAUUCAAAAUCGACCCAUCGGAAAACAGAAACCCUUCAGAUGACUGA
This is a messenger RNA of Ogataea philodendri, 1677 nucleotides long. RefSeq lists its product as uncharacterized. Gene Ontology annotation, cellular component: mitochondrion. Gene Ontology annotation, molecular function: D-lactate dehydrogenase (NAD+) activity; D-lactate dehydrogenase (cytochrome) activity; FAD binding. The record is from RefSeq and is a predicted model, not a curated record. The transcript has a single exon. Lineage: Eukaryota; Fungi; Ascomycota; Pichiomycetes; Pichiales; Pichiaceae. Gene Ontology annotation, biological process: lactate catabolic process. Bases 1 to 1677 code for a protein of 558 amino acids.